Messenger RNA from Acaulospora morrowiae, 126 nucleotides. The record is from the annotation of a GenBank genome assembly. NCBI's taxonomy places the organism in Eukaryota, Fungi, Glomeromycota, Glomeromycetes, Diversisporales, Acaulosporaceae.
GAUAUGAUCGAAAUUUAUGAUAAACUUUUUCCAAGGAUUCAGGAUGACACUGAUAUUAAUUCGAAGAAUAAUACUAUUAUAUGGUAUGGUGUGGAUAUCUCACUUUCGAAAGCAUUAAUCAUGUAA